Messenger RNA from Caenorhabditis elegans, 261 nucleotides. RefSeq lists its product as uncharacterized. Bases 1 to 261 code for a protein of 86 amino acids. Lineage: Eukaryota; Metazoa; Nematoda; Chromadorea; Rhabditida; Rhabditidae. The record is from RefSeq and is marked reviewed. The transcript has 2 exons.
AUGUUCACCCUUUACUCGACUCUUGCCAUUUUUGAAAUCUCGACAAUGAUAUUCGGCUUAUCAUUGUACAGCUUUUUGAAGAACAGAAGACUUCGACAGUUUAAGCUUUCGGAGCUACAGGUAAACGGGAUUUUGAUCGAUGUACAUAAAUACUACAAGGACAGAGACGUGAAGCCAAAGCUCAACCGAAAAGUUCUAGAAGUCAUGGAUCCUGGUAGAUCCAUCUUAAAAUCAGUUAAAAACCGAAAAAACCAAGAAUAA